This is a messenger RNA of Triticum turgidum subsp. durum (durum wheat), 468 nucleotides long. The record is from the annotation of a GenBank genome assembly. Lineage: Eukaryota; Viridiplantae; Streptophyta; Magnoliopsida; Poales; Poaceae.
AUGACCUUGUCAAACGAUAAAUACCGAGUGAUUGAGCUGCCGGGAUGUUUUUCUGAAAUAUAUACCACGAAGCAGCAUUUAGGAAAAUCAGAGAAUGGCGUGUACUGUGCUCUACUUGAUGGUCAUGGUGGCCUCAGACUUCGGAUUUGGUACCUCGACGAAACGUGUGAUCAGAUAAGCUGGAGGUCAAAGUGCGACAUCAACCUUGGCCCUCUUCUAGCAGAAUUUUUCGGGGGACACAGUGAUACUUUCUCAGAACAGUGUGAUAACAGAGGUUCCCUACUUGGAUUUCAUCCCAACGAAGAGACUGUCUUCUUACAUACACCUCUCAAAAGAGUAGUGGCUUAUCAUUUCGAGAGCUCCAAGAUGGAAGACUUGGGCUGCUUACCUGUGGAACCUCGAGACCACAUAUAUGUUUCUUUCCCAUACACUUUAUGUCUGAUGGGGGAGUUUUCAAGCAACCAGUAG